Arvicola amphibius (Eurasian water vole) is the source of this 609-nucleotide messenger RNA. It is a transcript of the gene Rcvrn, whose product is annotated as recoverin. Bases 1 to 609 code for a protein of 202 amino acids. NCBI's taxonomy places the organism in Eukaryota, Metazoa, Chordata, Mammalia, Rodentia, Cricetidae. Gene Ontology annotation, molecular function: calcium ion binding. The record is from RefSeq and is a predicted model, not a curated record. The transcript is spliced from 3 exons.
AUGGGGAACAGCAAGAGCGGGGCUCUGUCCAAGGAGAUCCUGGAGGAGUUGCAAUUGAACACCAAAUUCACCGAGGAGGAGCUGAGCGCCUGGUACCAGUCCUUCCUGAAGGAGUGUCCCAGCGGCCGCAUCACCAGGCGGGAGUUUGAAAGCAUCUAUUCCAAAUUCUUCCCGGACUCCGACCCCAAGGCCUACGCGCAGCACGUGUUCCGCAGCUUCGAUGCCAACAGCGACGGUACGCUGGAUUUCAAGGAGUAUGUGAUCGCCCUGCACAUGACCACGGCGGGCAAGCCGACGCAGAAGCUCGAGUGGGCCUUCUCACUCUACGACGUCGAUGGCAAUGGUGCCAUCAGCAAGAACGAGGUGUUGGAGAUCGUCAUGGCUAUUUUCAAAAUGAUCAAGCCUGAGGACGUGAAACACCUUCCAGAUGAUGAAAACACCCCAGAAAAGCGGGCUGAGAAGAUCUGGGCAUUCUUUGGAAAGAAAGAUGAUGACAGACUUACAGAGAAGGAAUUCAUCGAGGGCACCCUGGCCAAUAAGGAAAUUCUACGACUGAUCCAGUUUGAACCGCAAAAAGUGAAGGAGAGGAUAAAGGAAAAGAAUCAGUGA